AUGUCAAAGAAGAAAACACGAGGCCCUCGAGCCACAGCAGCACAACAUGCCGCACUUCUUUCUUUCCUGGAAAAUGAAAAAGGUUUGGCUGAAGGCAAAUUUGCUGCCUUGCAUGGUAAGGAAAUGGCAAGAAAGAAAUGGGAAGAUUUGGCCAAUGAAAUAAACAAAAUUCCAGGUGCAUUUAAAAGUGCUGACCAAUGGCAAAUUGUUUGGAGGGACAUGAAAUCAAAAGCUUCCUCAAAAUUUAAAAUUUUAAGAAGAGAGAGAGCAAAGACUGGAAAUAAACCCCUAUCAGAAGAUUUCCUUUCACCCUUGGAAGAGAGAAUAGUAGGGAUUGUCGGUUGGGAAUACAUGAUGGGGAAUGAAAGUGUUCCAGACAGUUUUGAUACCACUGUGAAUUUAGCAAAUGCGCAAAAAGAAACGGCAAAAGCUUUAAAUAAAAUAUCGGAUAGUUUCGUCGUUCUAAACGAGAUUUUGGCCUCUUAUAAGAGAAUGGAAAUUGUACUUUCAAAUAUAGAAGAAAGCGUCAAAUUAAAUAACUUUGUUUUUAAACCUUAA
This is a messenger RNA of Lucilia sericata (common green bottle fly), 558 nucleotides long. RefSeq lists its product as uncharacterized. Gene Ontology annotation, cellular component: nucleus. The coding region runs from base 1 to 558 and encodes 185 amino acids. The transcript has 4 exons. The record is from RefSeq and is a predicted model, not a curated record. NCBI's taxonomy places the organism in Eukaryota, Metazoa, Arthropoda, Insecta, Diptera, Calliphoridae.